Messenger RNA from Grosmannia clavigera kw1407, 1092 nucleotides. Its product is annotated as metacaspase. Lineage: Eukaryota; Fungi; Ascomycota; Sordariomycetes; Ophiostomatales; Ophiostomataceae. The transcript is spliced from 7 exons. Gene Ontology annotation, biological process: proteolysis. The coding region runs from base 1 to 1092 and encodes 363 amino acids. The record is from RefSeq and is a predicted model, not a curated record. Gene Ontology annotation, molecular function: cysteine-type endopeptidase activity.
AUGUCUGGAGGAUAUCCUACCCAGGGCUACGCUCCCUAUGGCGGCGCUCCUCCGCCGGGUGCCUUUGCUGGUCCAGCCUACGGUUUCCCUCAACAGUAUGGUUACAUGCCCCCGAACCAGAUGUAUUUCCAGCAACAGCCGCAGCCGAUGCAAUCGUACGGUUACAGUCAGUAUACAACCAGGCCAGGGCCGGUGCACGGGACGGAGGAAGGAACGCUUCUGAUUGGUAUCAACUACUUUGGACAGCGCGGCCAGCUGCGCGGCUGCAUCAACGACGUGCGAAAUAUGUCAUCGUACCUGGUGGAGCAUUUCGGCUACCGGCGCGAGGAUAUGGUGAUCCUCACAGACGACCAGCAGAACCCAAUGAGCCAGCCGACCAAGGAGAACAUCCUGCGGGCAAUGCACUGGCUCGUGAAGGAUGCACGGCCGAACGACUCUCUUUUCUUCCACUACUCUGGUCACGGUGGGCAGACGCGCGACUUGGACGGCGACGAGGACGACGGCUACGACGAGGUGAUCUACCCGGUGGACUUCCGGACGCGCAGCCACAUCACGGAUGACGAGAUGCAUCGCAUCAUGGUACGACCAUUGCAGGCCGGUGUUCGGCUGACGGCCAUCUUCGACUCGUGCCACUCAGGCACAGCGCUGGACCUGCCGUACAUCUACUCGACGCAGGGCAUUCUCAAGCAGCCCAACCUGGCGAAGGAGGCAGGCCAGGGCCUGCUGAAUGUGAUAUCAUCGUACAGCCAGGGCGACAUGCACGGGGUUACGAACAACAUCCUGGGCUUCUUCAAGAAGGCCACCGGUGGCGACGAGGCCCAGGCGCGUUCUCUGGCUACCAAGACGUCGCCGGCUGAUGUCAUUAUGCUCUCGGGCAGCAAGGAUGACCAGACUUCGGCGGAUGCGACGAUUGCAUCACAGGCUACGGGCGCCAUGUCGUGGGCGUUCAUCUCGUCGCUGAAGAAGAAUCCGCAGCAGAGCUAUGUGCAGCUAUUGAACAGCAUCCGUGACCAGCUCGAAAGUCGGUACACGCAGAGGCCGCAGCUGUCAAGCUCGCACCCUCUUGAUACGAAUCUCCUAUUUGUAAUGUAA